Messenger RNA from Lethenteron reissneri (Far Eastern brook lamprey), 5436 nucleotides. Its product is annotated as rho family-interacting cell polarization regulator 2-like. NCBI's taxonomy places the organism in Eukaryota, Metazoa, Chordata, Hyperoartia, Petromyzontiformes, Petromyzontidae. The record is from RefSeq and is a predicted model, not a curated record.
UGAGGCUGCUCGUCGUCAUGGCGAUGGAACGCCUGCGGCGCGUUCCGCGGAGGAGCAACUCGCAGCUGCCCCACGUGUCUCCCAGCCUCUCCAGCCGCUUCCCAAGCGUCAAGUCCCUGAGUGCGACCUCAGGACUCGGUGCUUCCAUCGCCCGGAGCCAGUCCUUCAGCGGAUUCUACGCCCUCAACGAGCUGGCGAUGCACCGGUCGCACCUGGCCGCGCCGUGCCGCUCUCCCGUGGGCCUGCGCCGCGUGUUCAGCUCGGCGGGGAAGGCGGCGGGGGCGUCGCCGGCGUGCGGGCCCCAGCCUGAGCGCGUCGAGGAGCUGUACGCCUCGCUCAAGCGCGGCCUCGGGGAAUACCUUGACUCGUACCACAGUGAGCUGAGCACCCUUAACGCUCAGCUGACUGGGGUGAAAAGAAACUCACGUCUGGGCUUCUGCUAUGACAUGGAGAAGCAAAUCAAGAGUGCGGAGAGACACAUGCGCUGGCUCGAGUUCCACGUCAGCAAGGUGGACGAGCUCUUUGAGUCGUACUGCAUACAGAGGCGGCUGCGGGACGGAGCCUCCAACAUGAUCGCCGCGUUCGCAGCGUCGGCACCGAGUCGCCGUGCCCGGGACAGCCUCGCCGAGGUGCACCGCACGUACCGCCACUGCUCGGAGGUGAUGUGUUCCGUUGAAAACGAGCUUGAGGCCUACCUGGGCGAAUUCCACGUGACCAUGAAAGGUCUGGUUGGCUUUGCCCGACUGUGUCCCGGGGAUCACUAUGAGGUGACGCUGCGCUAUGGGCGGCAGCGCUGGCGGCUCCGAGGGCGUGUGGAGACCGAGGACCGGCAGACGUGGGACGCGGCCGACACCGUCCUCCUGCCGCUCCUCUCUGAUCUCAUCUCGAUUAAGGUGAUGGAGCUGCGGCGACUGGUCUCCCACGUGCUCGUGGGGCACGUCACGUGCGACCCCAAGGAGCUGUUCCGCGUCACGCCGCAGCUCAUGGCCGUGGACAUCAACGACCUGGGAACUGUGAAGCUGAAGCUGCACGUCAAGUGGACGCCGUUUGGGAGGAGCGAGAGUUUGCCCUCCCGGGGAGGCUCCACCCUGAGGCUGGGGUCAUCCCCCCGGGGGACCGCCGCGGGGUCCCAGCACAGCGGCAGCCCCCCCGACACCCCCCUGGGCGUGGGCAAGCCCUUUUUUGACGGCUCGGAGCUGGGCGCCGACUGCUCCUCCGUGUUCUCCGACUCCCCGGGGAGUCCCACGCCCUCCACGAGCUCCACUCCGACCCCUGCAACACCGACUUCUUCUUCAACCCCGACCCUGACUCCCGUCCCUCCUCCGGAGCCCGCCACAUCUUCGAGACUCGACUCCACCACCACCACCACCUCCUCCUCCUCUUCCUCGCCGGGGCACGGCCCCAACCGCCGUGGCCACGGGGACUCCACGGGACCCCUCCCCGCCGCCGCCGCCGCGACGCGGGGAUGCGCCCCGCGGCCCCCGGUCGAACGCUCGCGCGGGAAGGUGACCGCCGGCGACGACGGCGAGAGCAAGGGCGGCCGCGGAGCGUCGCCGAGACACCAGGAGGACACGUCGUGCCUCAAGCCCGUGGAGCUCGACCCGGCGGAAAACGCCAUGAGCGUCACGCGGCAGCUCGUCAAGAAGCUGAGCACGGUGGCGCUGGGGACGUGGGGGGCGCGGGCCGCCGCCGCGGCCAGGGGCGGCGUCGGCGCCGCUCCCGCCUCGUUUGGCCGCAAGCCCCCGUGGCCUGCGGAGCCGCGCUUGGAGGAGGCCGUGCAGGAGCUGAGCCUGGCGCUCGGAGGGAGUGCGGGAGGCGGAGGAGGUUUGGGAGCGGCGGCGGCAGCAGCGGCAGCGGCGGCAGCGGCGGGAGGGGGAGCGAGGGACGAGGGAGCGGCUGAGCUGCAGGGUCUGGAGCAAGAGCUGCAGCGGCUGGAAGACCUUCUGCAGGAACGCGGGCGAGGCAGCUGCUCGUCCAGCGUGCACAGCCUCACGGUGGAGAAGGCGCUGGGCAACUUCGACUUCCUGCACGCGGAGGGAGCUCUCGGCAGCGGUGGCGGGGCGGGCGACACGGGGGACGCCGCUGCCCUCCUGGAGGGAGGGUUGUCUUUGUCCGACCCGGACACCGGGCUGGGACCCAGCGAGGAGGGCAGCCCCGUGCCGAUGACGACGGGAGACGAGGCGCUGGACGGCGCCCUCAUGGAGCACCUGCAUUACUGCUCCGCGCUGCUCGCACGGCUGGAGCGCUGCCGGGAGCUGCGCUGCCCCACGGACUCGCUGCUCCUCUCGCUGGCGGCGCAGGCGGCGGUGCUGGCUCGCAUCGCCGACAUCUGCCUGCGCAAGCCGGCGUCUCGCCCGGCCCGCGCGCGGGAAGCGCUGGAGGAGUCCGGCUGUCUCGAGGAGGACCUCGAGGUGUGGCGAGAGGCCUCGCAGGAUGACGACGGCGGCGGUAGCGGCGGCGUCACCUCCUCCCCGUUUCUCGUGCCCGCGGAGCGCCUGGAGGAGCGCCUCUCCCCGCGCGUCGCCCAGUGGGUGGAGACACUCCACCCGGGCACGACGGACACGGUGGUGCACGUGCUGCUGGCCAGCAUGCUGGACGUCCCGCAGUGGGACGGAGCUGGCCGCAGCUCCUGCGUCACCCUCUUCCAGUUCGUGGGCUGGCUGUCACGGGGGGCACAGGGGCCCGGGGUUUGCCCUUCCAGCGUCAUCAAGCAGCACAGCCUGAAUCUCGCCCAGGAAGUGUCCCUCAUUGAGCAGCUGCAGUCGCCCCAGCAGCCGGACCUCAGCCCCGCGGGGGGCUCACGGCACCUCGGAGAGACGUGGCCGGGCCCCAGGACGUCGGCCCCCCCCAGCGCGUGGGCCGUGCGCGCGCUGGCUCGCGCGCUGCUCGACAAGAGGGAGCGCGUGAGACACGUCGCCGCAGAGACGCUGAGGGAGGCGGGGAGGGGAUGGGCGAGGGACAAGCUCGUGGAGAGCUGUGUGCAGCUUAUGGAGAGCGAGGACUCCGUGGACAUCGACGCAGCCUCCACUGCCCUACGCUGCCUGCAGGUGCUGGACUGCAACUCCUCUCUGAAUGCUCUCGGACAGGAGGAAGAGAUGGCCGGGGACACGGGAGAUAACACUGAGCCCCACGAUGCUUCUCCAGCUUCUGACCCAGCUGCGUGCGGUGGCCACAUCUCCAACGGUGAUGAUGACGGUGACGUGUUGAACGAUGAAGACCUCUCCGGCUCGUCGCUCAACGGAAGCCCCUUGCAUGGCACCUCCUUGUAAGAGCGUGCGACGAGCUCCCUCGAGCUCCUUUGUUUGCCCCGCCAUUGAGGAGAGGUGGACUGGUGGCGGUGACGCAUUGCGGAUGUUCGCGGAGCCACCGCCACGCUUGUGACUGAAGAGGACGAUCGAUGGGAUCAGAAAGCUGGAAUGGAUGUAUAUAAAGGAACGGGAAAAAUGAGAGGUGGACCGCCGAAGUUAAGGCACACACCAAUGGAGUGAUGAGGAUUGUGGCUGCUAGUGAAUGAAGCAGAAGGCGUCAGCGCAGUAAAUCCUUUAUUGCACAGAGAAUGGUAAAUAUGAUAAUGAUUGUAGUGGGUGGCGAUGAUUGUGUUCCUGCAGUGUUCACUAUUGCUGUUUGACCCCUAUGAUACUUGGUCGUAAUAAUAAUACGUAAUUAUUUACACCCUUUGUUGACCAGCUGCUGGAUGAAGGCCCUCCUUUUAUGCCUGUCGGUCAUGGGGUGUUGUUUGACCAUACUUCACCACACUGUCCGGUGCUGGCUGGUGAUUGGGUGACCCAGGACCAGUUUGUACAUCACUCGCUACUGAUGUCAGCCUUGGCCGGGAAUCAAACUCAGGUUGCCCCCCCCCCACGCCCCUCAACUUACCCUUUACAGAGCCGUAUUUAUAACCUGCAAAUGAGCUUGAUGGUAGACCAAGCAGUUGCCCAAUCGGUGAGCAAAGUUGCAGCCACGUGACUGAUAACAUAUGUGAUGUCACACAUGGCAGAUGUGGCUUGAUGGAGGUCGUGUUAAGUUAUCGCGUGGGUUUUUGCAGCUGUGUGCUGUAUGGCCCUUCAGUGAGGUCGUGGGUUGUACAGCAUGUUGCUUGGCAGAAUGUCUCUUACAUUUUCCUCCACGUACUGGGGAAGCUUCUUCGGGAACCUGAAGAACUUGAAAAAAAGCUGCUUCAGGAAUCUUCCAGCACGUGGAGCGAAACGUCGGACACGAUGCUAAACGACAAGUCUUGGCCCAUGUUAAGGACAAAUUGAAUGGUGAAUAAUUGUGGACAGGUGAUGUUUGCCUUUCUGGAUUAAAAAAUAUCAACGGUCCCAAUAUGGUAAAAAUCGUCAGUAGCUCUUAACAUGGCAAAGAAAUAACUUGAUAACAAAAAAAAUCAUAGUGCACUUUCUUGUCAUUUUGAUGUCUGUAUAUUUGUUGUUGGUUACCAUUGUAUGAACACAGUAUUGUAAGCUCACUCUUGCCAUUUCCCUGGCUAACAGCAUUGAACUCUGCAUCAGUGUUUAAGUUGUGCGUGCCAGUGUCGCAGUGCAAAACAAACGUGAAUGGUAAAGUACUAUCCCCAUGUGACCCGAGUCACUCUGUGUCUCCAUUACAAAAGAGGUUAAACAUUUAUUAGUGCUGCCGCCUGGUUGAAUAUCCUCACGGUGUGACGCGCAACGCACUGAGAUAACAGAAAUCGAUUGUGCGUCGCACUGGUGAAAUUCACGGUCGUGUAAAAUUUCUGAGACCAGAAGUGGAAAACUUCAGGCUUCAAGGCCUAAAAACAGCCCAAAUUUGAAGCAGCAAUUAGGUUUUUUUUUCUUCCAAAAAAAGUAAAGUGAUUUCUUGCUACAAAUAAGCAAGCAGGCAGUUCUCUUGUUUAUACCCCUGAGCCAGUUGUGGUAAUUCCACAUUCCUAUGACAGUGGACAACUACUGUUAAUUCCCCACAAUGGGUACACAUUUCAAUAGCCACAGAGAGACUAUAUGGGCCGAGUCGACUCCCAACCAAGAUUUGAACUCGCAACCUUCAGAUUCUGAGCAGCUCACUCAGCUGCCGAGUGACCUUUAGGGAACUGUGCUCACUCUACCGUUAAGACACCUCUAGUGAAUUGCCAAGCCCUACUACACAGACGGUUCCCUUGGUUGGCAUGGAAGGUUUGGACUGCGGUAUGCCCUACAAGGCCUGGAGUUUCCCAGGCUUGAAUUAAAUGUGAGGCUGCAAAACAGUUGACUGCACUGUGCUGCCUGCCAAUGUGGCAUUGUCAGUGUUAUCUUAUUUAAAUUACUUAUGUACGUUCGUGUGUGUGUGUGUGUUUCAGAGUUAACGCAUUACGCUUUGCUGUGUUUGAGCUGUAAACAAUGGUCACGUGACAGUACUCGUUAACACCACUCACACAAGCGUACGCGCACAUCAAAAACGUGUUAAAUAAAAUGAGUAAUAAUG